UUUAUUGUUGUCGUAUUAUAAUAAUUGAAUUGAAGUAAAUCAGACGUAGAACACACAACAAUGUGUCUGAUUCUUCUACACUUGUAGUACACCGAGUAAAAAUAGCGAAAUGAAAAAAAUAAAUUCUAAUUGAAAAUUAAUUAAUAAACAAGAGUUAUUGAGCUAAAGCAAACAUUUUAAACGUAAAGUUUGUCUGGAACGGUAAUGUCUGUAUAGCAGACAGCCAGGCCAUUAAAUUUAAACGAUAUUGUGUGUGUAAUUUCUUUUUAUUAUUUUUUUUGCUUUGCAAUUACCAAAAAAAAAAAAAGUGAUGUAAAAGAAAGUAUAAAUUAUUUAACCAAAAAAAAAUACACUAAAACCUAAUAAAGAAAAAAAAAAUUAAUGUGAUAACUAUAACAACAAAACCACUAUUUCUUAUCAAUAAAUAAAAAUAAAAUAACGAAUUACAUAUUAAAAUAAAUAUAACAACAAAAACAUUCCCUGCUUAAAAUAUUAGUUUAAUCAUCACUCAGGCAAUGUCUGGCCAAUAAAAUGACCUUAACAUUUGAAAACAAACAUUUUAUCAACAUUUUACAUUAAACCCUAAAAAACAACCACAAGAGAAAUAACAACAACAAUAAAACAAAUCAAUCAUUACAAAAAAAAAAAUAAAAAAUUAUAUAAAACUUACUGAACAAUAACAAAAAAUGAAUUAAAUAGUUUAUGGUACAAAGUGCAUUACAAAAAACAACAACAACAAUACAAAUCAUAAAGCAGCAGACAUCAGCAGACGCACAGUUGCAGCAUAACAACCGACAACAAAAACAAUUGCUUCUUAUCACUUCCUUUUUCAACAUAUAUUCAUUAUUUUCUGGUUUCCUUUUUUCUCCCAUUCUUGCUACCCUUAUCGAACAAAGUUCAUGUUUUAAUAUCCUUUAUAUUAUUGUAAAAAUAACCCGCCCCACCACUUCCUCUCCUCUACGUCAACGUCAUGAUAACAACAGUGUUUAAUUUCCUACAGGGAGCUUUAGAAUUCUCCCUGUUGGGUUGUGUUGAAGCCGCCUCGUUAGCGUUUCUACUUUAUUUUCUUUAUGCUAAAACCAGAGCACCCGCCAUAAUUGCUGGUAUUUUUCCUAAUCUCAAUUUGAACCUCAACUAUUAUAGGUCAUCGUUGGUGAAUGAUUUUCUUAUAACAAUAAGAAGUGGUUCGAAAACUGAACCGAAACGGGAAAAUGCAUUGGCACAUGGUAUUGGUACACAAAAUAUGCUGGAAUUGACACCACAUUCCGGCCCGAAACCAUACAAUUCCAUCUUUGAUUGGGGUGUCUAUUUCCCAUAUGUGGCUCAAGCUAAGCGCAGUAAAAAAUUUCAAUAUCCACAGGUGUCGUCGUUAGUACAAAAAGAUCCAAUACUACAAAGAGCAAUUAAGCAGGCAGCUGAACAAAUAUUGCGCGAACAACAGUUACUCAAAGAGUGCUCGGAAAAUGAAGAUCUCAAUGACAAUAAAAAAUCUAGUGCUGCUGGCACAAAGACGACUGAACGCGAUGACAGCCAAGACUACCAACAUAUCAUAAAUCGUCAGGAACGAAGAGCCAUAACAAUACUAAAGGAUAUGCGUUCAACUCUCAAUAACUUUUUGUUGGCUUUUACGUCUUGGUUGUUGUACAAACUCUUGCCCUGUUUUCUUUCCGGUGUGGUGACACACACCCAACAAAUUGAAAUGUUGAAAGCUGCCUCUGAGAAAGCUCCAGGCAUACCGUUAAUAUUCUUGCCAUUGCAUCGCAGUCAUUUGGAUUAUAUAAUGGUAACGUUUAUUUUAACCAACAACGAUAUACGCAGUCCUCUGGUGGCCGCUGGCAAUAACUUACAAAUACCGAUCUUUGGUGAAUUAUUACGAGGCCUGGGAGCCUUCUUCAUCAAACGCAAAAUUGAUCCUGUGGUAGGCAAAAAGGAUAUACUGUAUCGUGCUAUAUUACAUCUUUAUUUGCAACAUGCUUUAAAAUUGGGCCACAAUGUGGAGUUCUUUAUUGAGGGCGGUCGUACGCGUACGGGUAAACCUUGCAUGCCCAAAGGUGGCAUAUUGUCGGUAAUCGUAAAUGCAUUUAUGGAUCGUAGUAUUCCGGAUGCAUUAUUGGUGCCGGUAUCUGUGAACUAUGAGAAAAUUGUCGAUGGUAAUUUUGUGCGCGAACAAAAAGGCGAAAAGAAGGUGCCAGAAUCGUUUGGAAAUGCCAUAGCGGGCAUAUGGAAGGCCCUCAACUCCAAAUACGGUUUAAUGCGUAUCGAUUUCAAUGAACCAUACUCCAUCAAAGAGUUAGUACAAUCGUACAAUAAAAUUGCCAAAGAAGACGGCACAUUAAAGAUCUAUAAACCAUCGGCACGCACCCUACAACAUAACCAAUCUACCUCUUCUCUUUACGGCACCGAUGUCGUGUGUGAAGAACAUCGCAACCUUAUUGACAGUAUUUCACGACAAGUUGUUUUCGAUUGUGCUGCCGCUACCUCAGUGAUGUCUACCAAUGCUUUAGCAUUUUUACUAUUAACACGCUAUCGCAACGGAGCCACACCGCAUGAAAUUGCCAAAGGUCUAGAUGAUUUGCGUAGCACAUUAAAGGGACGCAAAGAUAUGGGUUUCUCUGGUGACUCUGUACACAUAAUUAAUUACGCCACAGAUUUAUUGGGUGAAAAUAUGGUACAAAGAGGUAAAAAUGAUAUUGGUGAAGUGAUUAUACGCGCCAAGGGCAAUAUUGAGAGUUAUAUUGAGUUGGCCUAUUAUUCGAAUAUGCUAACACCACACUUUGCGCUGCAGUCUAUUGUAUUGACUACGUUCCAUGCUUUAUUGCCCAAGAAAUCACAAGUCAAUGAGGAGAAUUUAAAUAAGAAUGGACCUGGCGUAUCGCGCAAAAAAUUAAUAGACAAUGCUUUAGAGAACUGUGAAGUUUAUCGUUAUGAAUAUAUUCUUAACAAACCUACACAAAAUCUGGAAAAUAUGCUCGAAACGGCCUUAGACGAAUUAUUAAUGCAGAAUUUAGUUAAACCGGCACAGAUUGAUGAACAAACCGAAGGUACUUUGGAAACACGCCGUAUGGCUCGUGCUAUUGCUACUUAUAUAGAAAGUAACGAUAUGGACGAUGACUACGAAGAUGAGAACGAAGUCUUGGUUAAUAAUUACGCCAAUGUAGAACAAGAGGAACCUGAUUUAUUCUUAAAUAACGAUACAAUAGUGCAACAAAAGGCUUUAUGUGAAGUUUUGGCACCCUUUGCUCAAACAUAUCUUUGUGUGACCGAAUCCUUAUUCAUACUAUAUAAGAACUCUAUGUUAGAAACAGACUUUAUUAAAUUUGUCAUGAAAGAAUUGACCAACAAAGUAAACACACACAAAUGUCCUUAUGCCGAAAGCAUAUCAACUGAUUCUGUAAGGAAUUGUUUAAAAGUUCUCGAAAAAUGGUAUGUGAUUGAGAUAAGCAACCAGUGUGGUUUACGUCUUCUGGCCUUGGGUACACUGUACGAAACCUCUCGUGAUUCUUUGAAAAAUAUUGUACAACGUAUAACAAAUAUUGUGCCACUGUAUAAUAAUGGUUACUUUUAAGUCCUACCAAUGAUUUUAUUUUAAAAUCAUUUUCCUUUUUUGUUCUUGAGUUCACUUUUUUUUUUUUCUUCAAUUACAUUUUUAAGAGGCAUACAAAACCACUGUGUAAAUUGUUUCUUUCAACUUUCAUUGCAUUACGUUUAUUUUUCGAUUUUUCUCAUUUAUAUACAUUCAUUCUUUCAUUUAUUAUUAUUUUUUAUAAUAAUUUAAGUGCUGUUUAAAACAGUUUAUUUAGGAAUUACAUAAUUUUAUAAAUGCCAAAGUUCAAUUUAUUCUAAAAAAAAAAAAUUUUGUAUGCAAAACAUUUAUGAUCAAAAUCAUUACAUUACAUAACAUCGUUGACAUUAAUAUGAAAGAUGUGGAGUUUUGUAUACAUAUUUAUAUUUUCUUAGUCCAACAAUAAUGAAAUUUUUUCUGACUGAAAUGCUUUUUUUUAUAUAGAUUUAUAUAUGUUUAAUAAAUCUUAUAAAGAUUUAAGUAAAGAAAUACUCUACAACUUAGAUAUUUUGUAUAAAUAUAUGAAUAAUAAAAAAAAUUACAAAAAACCAACUAUUUCGAAACUAUUUUGAAAACAAAAA
Molecule: messenger RNA, 4143 nt
Organism: Calliphora vicina (urban bluebottle blowfly)
Lineage: Eukaryota; Metazoa; Arthropoda; Insecta; Diptera; Calliphoridae
Gene: mino
Product: glycerol-3-phosphate acyltransferase mino
Exons: 9
Coding region: 971-3565 (864 amino acids)
Biological process (GO): glycerol-3-phosphate metabolic process; phospholipid biosynthetic process; fatty acid metabolic process
Cellular component (GO): plasma membrane; mitochondrial membrane
Molecular function (GO): glycerol-3-phosphate O-acyltransferase activity
Source: RefSeq, a predicted model, not a curated record